Drosophila eugracilis is the source of this 997-nucleotide messenger RNA. RefSeq names its product coactosin-like protein. Gene Ontology annotation, molecular function: actin filament binding. NCBI's taxonomy places the organism in Eukaryota, Metazoa, Arthropoda, Insecta, Diptera, Drosophilidae. The coding region runs from base 357 to 848 and encodes 163 amino acids. Gene Ontology annotation, cellular component: cortical actin cytoskeleton; actin filament; site of polarized growth. Gene Ontology annotation, biological process: regulation of actin filament polymerization. The record is from RefSeq and is a predicted model, not a curated record. The transcript is spliced from 3 exons.
CAGACGCCGGCAAAGCCGCAUUCGUGAGAUACAACUCGUGGUGGUCGGACGAAGUUCAGCGGCUGCUCUUAAGAAGAAAUCUGGAACUGUGCUGGUUCUGUUCCUCCCUCUUUGUGCUUUAAAUUACUCUUUUUUUUUGCCUGUUUGCCCGUUGUGUGUAUUUUUGUUUUCGUUGUCACUCUGCCACUUUGUCACCUUACCACACACACUCCGCCGGACUUGCUACUUGCUACUCCGUUCUAAGUUUCGCGAUCGAGCAAAGAGCAUCAGCAUCAUCAUCAACAUCGUCCGCCAGCAUCCAGCAGUUGGCCAUCUGAAAAGCAGAUCCCAGAUCCCAGAACACAGAAUACACCAGCAUGUCGGACGGCAUCGAGGUCGAGCAAUUGGUGGAGAGCAAGCCGAGAAGGAUGCCGCUGGCCACGUCACUGGAGAAGGACUCAAUUCGCGAGGCCUACGAGGAUGUGCGCUCUGAUCUCACGGACACCGAGUGGGCGGUAUUCAAGUUCGAUGGGGCCCAGAUCAUUGUCCAUGGCCGUGGUCAGUGCUUCGAGGAGUUCCGACAGCAGUUCGGUGACUCUGAACGCGCCUUUGGCUACAUACGCAUCCAGAUGGGCGACGAGAUGUCCAAGCGCAAGAAGUUCAUCUUCCUGACGUGGAUUGGCCAGGAGGUGGGCGUUAUCCAGCGUGCCAAGAUGUCCACGGAUAAGGCGCUCAUCAAGGAUGUGCUUAAUAACUUUGCCGUGGAACUACAGGCUGGCGUCGAGGCCGAGCUGGACAUUGAGCUCUUCCGUGAGGCGUUGAACCGUGCCGGCGGUGCUAACUAUGGAACGGGCAUCCGAGAUAACUAAGCGGCCUCCAAGUUACUUUAUAUACUUUUUUUUUGCAUCUCUCAAGUGCUUACCAAACUGCUCCUUUCUCUUUAAUUAUUAUGAAUUAAUUUUAUGAAAUUUAAAAACUGUACAUUUUAUGUAAUAUUAUACAAGCAAUUGUAACAUUA